Messenger RNA from Tilletiaria anomala UBC 951, 3081 nucleotides. Its product is annotated as ubiquitin-activating enzyme E1. Lineage: Eukaryota; Fungi; Basidiomycota; Exobasidiomycetes; Georgefischeriales; Tilletiariaceae. The record is from RefSeq and is a predicted model, not a curated record. Gene Ontology annotation, cellular component: SUMO activating enzyme complex; cytoplasm. The coding region runs from base 1 to 3081 and encodes 1026 amino acids. The transcript is spliced from 6 exons. Gene Ontology annotation, biological process: protein sumoylation. Gene Ontology annotation, molecular function: SUMO activating enzyme activity.
AUGAGCGAGAUGAAGGUCGACCACGACGCCAACCAGAUCGAUGAGGGUUUGUACAGCAGGCAAUUGUAUGUCCUUGGACACGAUGCCAUGAAGCGCAUGGCAGUAAGCAACGUCCUCAUCGUCGGACUCAAAGGCUUGGGCGCUGAGAUCGCCAAGAACGUUGCGCUUGCGGGUGUCAAGUCUGUAACCCUGUACGACCCAGCCAAGGUGGAGAUCCAAGACCUUUCUUCGCAGUUCUUCUUGCGGCCUUCUGACAUCCGAAGCGGACACACUCGAGCGGAGGCGACUGCGCCGCGGUUAGCAGAACUCAAUUCUUACGUACCAGUCAAGGUGCUGGAGGAGAAGGAGCUGACGAAGGAGGUGCUUUCACGCUACCAGGCUGUUGUCCUCACCGAUCAGCCGCUUUCGCGCCAGCUUGCGAUCAACGACAUUACGCACUCUUCGAGGACCCACUUUGUCGCAGCAGACGUGCGCGGUCUCUUUGGCAGCGUUUUCUGCGACUUUGGCGAAAAGUUCCCCUGCAUCGACCCGACUGGCGAGCAGCCUCUGAACGGCAUGGUCACUUCGAUCGACAAGAGCGCCGAUGGGCUCGUCACGACGCUCGACGAGACGAGGCAUGGGCUGGAAGACGGAGACUACGUGACGUUCAGCGAGGUGCAAGGGCUGGAAGAGCUGAAUGGGUGCAAGCCCCGAAAGGUUACCAUCAAGGGCCCCUACACAUUCACGAUCGGCGACACGACCGGCCUUCAAGGGGAAUAUAAGCGUGGAGGUACCUUUACACAGGUCAAGAUGCCGAAAGUGAUCGACUUUAAGAGCCUCAAGGAAAGUCUCAAAGCACCAGAGCACCUUAUCUCAGACUUUGCCAAAUUCGACCGCCCGCCCACGCUGCACGCUGGCUGGCAAGCCCUUUCUGCAUUCUGGGACAGGGAAGGGCGAUUACCAGAGCCAAGGAGCGAGUCAGACGCCCGGAUUGUGCUUGCUCUCGCCAAAGAGAUAUUCAAGGCCGCCGGCACCGAGGGUGAACUGCAGGAGAACGUGGUACUCGAGCUGGCAAAGCAGGCGCGAGGAGACCUGUCGCCGAUGGUCGCAUUUGUCGGUGGCUUUGUAGGACAAGAGGUGCUCAAGGCAUGCAGCGGUAAGUUCCACCCACUGCUCCAGCACAUGUACGUCGACUCUCUAGAGUCGCUGCCUGCGGACACGAACAAGCUGCCCGAGUCGGACUUUGCGCCUCUCGGCACGCGCUAUGACGCGCAGAUCGCUGUCUUUGGCAAGGGCUUCCAGGAGAAGAUCGGCAACGCACGACAGUUUCUCGUCGGUGCCGGUGCGAUCGGCUGCGAGAUGCUAAAAAACUGGGCAAUGAUGGGCCUGGCGACCGGGCCGCAAGGCGCCAUCCAUGUCACCGACAUGGACACGAUCGAGAAGAGCAAUCUCAAUCGCCAGUUUCUCUUCCGGCCCAAGGAUGUCGGCUCCUUCAAGGCAGACACUGCAGCAGCGGCCGUGACCGAGAUGAACCCGGACCUGAAGGGAAAGAUCGUCUCGCAUCAGAACAGAGUUGGCCCAGAGACCGAGGAUGUCUACGGAGACGACUUUUUCGAAAAGCUGAACGGCGUCACGAACGCACUGGACAACGUACAGGCGAGACAGUACAUGGAUCGGCGCUGCGUUUACUACGAAAAGCCGCUGCUCGAAUCGGGCACGCUCGGCACCAAGCUCAACACACAGGUCGUCGUUCCGCACCUCACUGAGUCAUACUCGUCCUCACAAGAUCCGCCCGAGAAAUCGAUCCCAGUAUGCACGCUGAAGAACUUUCCAAACGCCAUCGAACACACAAUCCAAUGGGCGCGCGAAAAGUUCGAUGAGCUGUUUAUUAAGCCUGCCGAGAACGUCAACCAGUAUCUGACCCAGCCAGAUUAUAUCGAAACGACGCUCAAAGCGGGCGGGAGUCAGACCGAGCAGGUGCGGCAAAUCAAGUCAUAUCUCGUCGAGGGUCGGCCGAUCUCGUUUGAGGCGUGCAUCGCGUGGGCUAGGCUCAAAUUUGAAGAGGACUACAACAACACCAUCCGACAGCUGCUCUUCAGCUUGCCUGCAGAUGCGGUCACUUCGUCCGGUCAGCCAUUCUGGUCGGGCCCCAAACGUGCGCCAAAGCCAAUCACGUUUGAUUCAACGGACCCGCUCCAUCUCGACUAUGUCAUCUCUGCAGCCAACUUGCACGCGUUUAACUACGGCUUGCGAGGCGAGCGGGAUCCAGCCGCCUUUCAAAAGGCGCUCGCCAAUGUCAAGGUUCCCGAGUUCACGCCCAAGAGCAAUGUCAAGGUGCAGACGAAUGACAAUGAGGCGCCGCAGCCGGCGGCCCAAGCGUCCGAGACGGAGCUGACGGAGCUUGCGAGCAGCCUGCCGCCGCCAUCUUCGAUGGCCGGAUUCCGGCUCACGCCAGUCGAGUUUGAGAAGGACGUCGAUGACAACUUCCACAUCGACUUCAUCGCCGCAGCGGCCAAUCUACGCGCGGUUAACUAUGCCAUCCAGACCGCUGACAAGCACAAGGUCAAAGGUAUCGCUGGCAAGAUCAUCCCGGCGCUCAUCACGUCGACAAGUGUCGCCAGUGGCCUUGUCUGCCUCGAGCUGUACAAGAUGCUCGAUAUGGAGCACAAGACCAUCGAGGACUAUAAAAAUUCCUUCGUCAAUCUUGCUCUACCGUUCGUAUCGUCCGCCGAGCCGAUCCCUCCCGCAAAGAACAAGUACUACGACAAAGAGUGGACGCUCUGGGACCGCUUCACUGUUCCAGGCAACCCGACUCUCGGCCAGCUCAUCGAGGAUUUCAAGACAAAGGAGAAGCUGGACAUCACCAUGGUCAGCUCGGGCGUUUCGAUGCUUUACUCACCUUUCGCCAAGAAUAAGAACGACAGGCUCAAGAUGCCCAUGAGGCAGUUGAUUGAGACUAUCAGCAAGAAGCCGAUCGAGCCACAUGUUAAGUGGACUGUUGUCGAGAUUAUGGCCGACGACGAAGACGGCGAGGAUGUUGAGGUGCGUCUGGGCAAAAAAAAAUUGUUGCACAACGCAGCUCUCUUACCUUCCCCUUCUUGA